UGUUUUUGGGCCUUCCAGUUUGAUGGAUGAGGUUUCCAUUUGAAGCCUUAAUUUGGACCAAGAAAAAUAGAAGAGAGUGAUGGAUAAAAUCAUAAAGUGAGGUGAGCACUGAGCAGUGAGGAGGGAGUGAAGAUGUGGCAAAAGAGCAACCGUUACUGAUUUUUGAGAGGGGAAGGUGCCAAGGUGGUAAGCUUGAAGGCGUCAUUUCUUUGUUAGGAUUGGAAUGAAAUGAAUGUGGUGUUAGGCAUGGCUUCUCUACUCCCUCCAACUCCAACUGCCACUGCCACAGUCCAACAGCAUUAUUGUUAUUAUUAUAAUUUGCAUAACAGCCAAAUAGUGGCAAUCUGCUGCUUCUCACCUGCUCACAAAAAACUACUCCCCAUCACUUCAAAGAGGAAGAGUAGGAGGGGCCUCAUCAGGUGCAAUGCUUUCUUUGAUGACGUGGCAACCGGUUUGUUGGAGCUGGAGAAUGCUCCUUACUUUCAGGGCUUAUCGGAGACGCAGCGGUGGUGGAUAGUGGCUUUUGGCGGCCUUGUUUGGAUUUAUUUCACUGCAAGGCCCGGGGUUCUCAUCGGCGCCAUCGAUGCAUACCUUCUUGCCCCUCUUCAGCUAGCGCUGGACAGUUUUUCCGGAAGGAGGAACCUCAAGAGGACUGAUUUUCUCGUCGGAGAAAAGCUCGGCGAGGGCUCCUUCGGUAUUGUGUACUCUGGUGUACUCCUCCCGAAGAAUCUCAAUGACUCGCCGGCGGACCAGAAGAGGCCACGACGGCCUCCGCCUCGGUCUGCUCUUGUUCCCCAAUCUCAAUCUAAGGACAAAGUCAUUCUUAAAAAGGUGAAGGUUGAGAUCAAAGGGGCCCGAGAAUUCGGUGAUUUUGAGGAGUGGUUUAACUACAGGCUCGCUAGAGCAGCACCCGAAACAUGUGCCGAAUUCCUUGGAAGUUUUGUAGCUGAUAAGACAAAUUCACAGUUCACAAAAGGUGGAAAAUGGCUUGUUUGGAAGUUUGAGGGAGAUCUCACUCUUGGUGAUUACAUGAAAGAUCGCAACUUCCCCUCAAACUUAGAAUCCCUCAUGUUUGGACGAGUCUUGCGAGGCGCAGACUCUUCUAAGAGAAAUGCCUUGAUCAUCAAGCAAGUAAUGCGCCAGAUUAUUACCUCUCUUAAGAAAAUUCACGACACGGGAAUUGUUCACAGGGAUAUAAAGCCAGACAACUUGGUAGUUACUAAGCGUGGUCGGAUUAAACUCAUUGAUUUUGGUGCCGCAACUGACCUACGGAUUGGAAAGAAUUAUGUUCCCAACAAGACACUACUGGAUCCUUACUACUGUCCCCCGGAAUUAUAUGUACUUCCAGAAGAAACGCCGAGUCCUCCACCAGAGCCAAUUGCAGCUCUCCUUUCGCCAAUCUUGUGGCAGUUAAACAGUCCUGAUCUGUUUGAUAUGUAUUCGGCUGGGAUUGUGCUUCUGCAAAUGGCAAUACCAUCGUUGAGGUCUGCUGCUGCUUUGAGGAAUUUCAAUCUGGAAAUAAAAAGCUGCGGAUAUGAUUUGAAAAAAUGGAGAGACUAUACUCGCCUCAGGCCUGAUUUUCAAAUUCUGGAUAGUGAAUCUGGUAGAGGGUGGGACUUAGCUACAAAGCUUAUAUCGGAGAGAGGUUACCUGAGAAGAGGACGGUUAUCUGCUGCUGCUGCUUUAAGACAUCCUUAUUUUCUUCUGGGCGGGGAUCAGGCAGCUGCAGUCCUCUCGAAAUUAAGCUUAGACAGAAAGUGAUCCGCCUAGCAAAGAGAAGCACAUUUGAAGACCACCCGACUUAUGAGUUGACAACCAUCAGUUAUAAGAUUUUGUUCGUUUGUUCUUAUUUUUCCUGUUUGGUUUUUUUCUCCUAGUAUAAGUCAGGGGAAGACUUUAUACACAGUUUCAGCCACAGAGUAAGCAUCGCAAAGUUUAUAUGUUAGACAGGAAAGGAGCUUUGCUUCUGCUAAAUAGAUAUACAUCUUUCUUGAAAUCUAUAUGGCAGAAAACUCAGGCAGGAGCACUUAAUGACUGUAAGAUCUUAAUCACUAUUCUCCCAUGGUUUGUUUCUACAGGAGGUGAUUGGUCUGAGAAUGCCAGGACCUUGCCUGUGGUACCAUAUAUAAUAUUACAUCUUGAAACAAGAUAUAGAGAUAAGUGAAGUAGCAAUUUAUUAACAUUGUGUUA
This is a messenger RNA of Arachis duranensis, 2190 nucleotides long. RefSeq names its product serine/threonine-protein kinase STN8, chloroplastic. Lineage: Eukaryota; Viridiplantae; Streptophyta; Magnoliopsida; Fabales; Fabaceae. The coding region runs from base 229 to 1761 and encodes 510 amino acids. Gene Ontology annotation, biological process: protein phosphorylation. The record is from RefSeq and is a predicted model, not a curated record. Gene Ontology annotation, molecular function: protein kinase activity; ATP binding. The transcript is spliced from 5 exons.